GGCAUCGAAGGGGAAAUGCACGCCUGCCUCUUCUCGUCGGAGAACGGCGCGUGGAGCGCGCUGACCUCCGCUCUGAUCGAUUACAUUUACCAGCUCCCGCCGGACUACUCCACCACCUCCUGCAUCACCAUCGACAAUGUGCCGGCCGCGCUCAUGGGGAACGAACUCUACUUCAUCGGUGACUUCGGCAAUGAGAUCCUGCGGUGCGACCUGGUCGGGGAAAACCUCGCCGUGGUCGAUCCGCUGGACGUGGAGACUUGCUACGACGGCGUCGUCGUCAUGCCAGAGGAGAACGGCAGGCUGGGAUUUGCCUUCGUGAAGGCCAACAGCCUCCAUCUGUGGUUGAUGGAGACGGGCCCUGAACCUGAUGGAUACGGCCGAUGGGAAAAGCGCAGGGUCAUCGAUCUGGAGACGCUGUUCCCAAUUCUCAACCUCUCACCGUAUUUGAGUGGCUUUGUGGAUGCAAUCAACUGCAUUGUUGUGACAACAGGUGAUGCUCUUUACACCAUUGAGCUCAAGAUAAUACUGACAAGGAAGGUGUGCAAGACGGAGAAACCCUACUCUUAUUGCUGGCUGUACACUAGUUUCUACAUUCCAGCAUGUGCUAGUGGAAUACUUGCAGCACCUGCGGCCAAUGGAGACUGAGUGAACUUCUGUGAGCCAUUUGAGGACAUAACCAGGCAAAUGGAAUGCAAAUCCAUCACUGUGCAGUGCUGAUGCUGUCCGGUGUUUUAUUUCCUACUAAGCAUUUGAGCAAAUCUAUCAUCUGCAGAGCUGAGGCUCGUGAGAAAGUUUCAGCGAAGAAUAGUAUCAGCAGUUAUCUUGGUCGACUAACAUUCUUCAAAUCAAAAUUUCUGUUUGUAUGAAUAAAAAACUAUGUUUCAGUUUAUUGCAGUCGUGAGUCUUUUACCGGUC
Messenger RNA from Panicum virgatum (switchgrass), 915 nucleotides. RefSeq lists its product as uncharacterized. Bases 16 to 645 code for a protein of 209 amino acids. Lineage: Eukaryota; Viridiplantae; Streptophyta; Magnoliopsida; Poales; Poaceae. The record is from RefSeq and is a predicted model, not a curated record. The transcript has 2 exons.